GUGUGACGUAAACCUACAGCUGUAGCUCCGCUGCGCAUGCGCACUGGCGCAGAGGCUGGACGCCGUCUGCUCUGUUGGGACCAGCGAUUCUUCGGCUUUUAGGCGAGUCGACUGCGAAUUUGCAAGAUAUAACCAACACCAAUUACAUUAUUUCCCGGUCCUAGGACGUUGUUCGCUCGUUGUUCGCCACAGCCCGCGCGUGUUUUUUCCCCAGACGACAGAAGCGAGGAGCCUCUUGUAUAUAAACAAAACGCAGCCAGCUUCAUUUUUUUAAGGUGGCACGUCGAAGAGCCGCCGCAGCAGCAACAACAACAACAACACAACUCAUCCAAUUCCCGUGCGUUAAGUUCGCUAACUUCGCCCCGUCCGCGAUGGGAAUGGCCGCAGAGCUUUGUUGGGAGUGACACUCCAAAACGCGUGCGUGUGAACAUGAGAGAAGAGGCCGGUUUGUUGUCACGAAGGCAGCUGAUGGCAAGUGAACGAGGGGCUGGACAUCCCCGCCGCCGCCGCUGCUGCUGCUGCCCUCACCCCACGGAGGAGAUCGCGACCCAGCAGGGUGAUCCGAUGCGCCCGGGCACCUGUUCGGCUCUCGAGUAGCACUGCAAUCCGCCUUUCGACACGCCAUGGAGACGGUGGGGAGAUUUGAGUUCAGUCGGAAGGACCUGAUAGGACAUGGCGCAUUUGCUGUCGUCUUCAAAGGCAGACACCGAGAGAAACACGACUGGGAGGUGGCGGUGAAGUGCAUCAACAAGAAGAACUUGGCCAAAUCCCAAACACUGUUGGGGAAAGAGAUUAAAAUACUCAAAGAGCUGAAGCAUGAAAACAUUGUUGCGUUACUGGACUUUCAGGAAACUGCCAGCUCCGUGUACCUGGUAAUGGAGUACUGUAACGGCGGGGACCUCGCUGACUACUUACACACCAAGGGCACGCUGAGUGAAGACACCAUCCGGGUUUUCCUGCAGCAGAUUGCCGGGGCCAUGAGGGUCCUACAGGGCAAAGGCAUAAUCCACAGGGACCUCAAGCCCCAGAACAUCCUGCUGUCCUACCCACCGGGACGCAAGUCACACUCCAACAACACCUGCAUCAAGAUCGCGGACUUUGGCUUUGCCAGGUACCUUCAGAGCAACAUGAUGGCGGCAACACUGUGCGGGUCCCCCAUGUACAUGGCGCCUGAGGUCAUUAUGUCCCAAAGCUAUGAUGCCAAGGCAGACUUGUGGAGUAUAGGAACCAUAGUGUUUCAGUGCCUGAUUGGAAAGGCCCCUUUUCAGGCUAGCAGUCCACAGGACCUGCGGCUGUUCUAUGAAAAAAACAAGACUCUCAGCCCCAACAUCCCCAGAGAGACUUCUAGCCAUUUGAGGCAUCUGCUGUUGGGUCUGCUGCAGCGCAACCACAAGGACCGCAUGGACUUUGAUGAGUUUUUUUGUCAUCCUUUCCUGGAGGCUAGCUCAUCCCUGAAAAAGGUGACUCCUGCUGUGUCCAUGACCUGCAUCCCGAGCUCUGCAUCGGCCAGCUCUUGUAGCAGCUCUUCCACUUCUCACCUCGCCUCUCCACCGCAGUCUCUUGCCGAAGUUCAGCACUUGCGUGCCAAGGCUCUGGCCUCCCCCACCCAGGAGGCCACCGGCUUUCUGCUCAAGGACUCCUCCGGUGGGGCUGGCAGCAGCAAGAACUCCUCCUCCUGUGACACAGAUGACUUUGUCAUGGUGCCGGCUCACUUCACCACGGGCGAGCUGACAUGUGAGAGUAAGGUGCUGCAGGACAGCCUGAUGAACAGCGGCUCUCUUCUGGCUUCUGCCGGUCUGUGUGGCCCAGUCAAAACCCCCCCACAAUCUCCUUCCUGCAGCGGGUCUCAAAGUCCUGUCAGGCCAGGUGAGUUCUCGGGAAGUAGCUGUGGUGGUAGCUAUGGAAACCAUGGUUUGUCAUUGCCCAUCCCAGUACCCACCCAGGUCCAGAACUACCAGCGCAUGGAGCAGUACAUGCACAGUACCAAACUGGAUGGCUCACCCCGGUCGUCCGCACCUGUGCGUCGCUGCAGCAGCGGAAGCUCGUUGGGCUUCGCUCGGGCCGGUCCUUCGCCACCCUACGGGCAGGGGGCUGUCCACCCCAAUCGCAGACUCUCCCUCGGAGGCGCCAGACCUUUCCAGCCCUCCCCACAAGCUCCUCACCCACAGGCGUCGGGACUCGGCACACGUCUCCACAGCGCCCCCUGCUUGUUGGAGUGCACCAGUGCUGCCGCCAAACAAAAGAUCAGGAAGCAGCACUCUGACCCGGUGGUGGCUCCCUCGGCAGGCCUCAAGACUCUCCGCCCGCUGCACUCGUCCCCCAGACUCAGUGAGCUCAUGCAGCGUAGCCCCCUCCCCACAAUCCUCGGUUCCCCUUCCAGGGCCAUCCCUCCAUUUGAAUUCCCCAAGCCUCCCAGCUCCCCAAACCUCGUGACCUUCCUGACACAACAGGGUUUGGUCAUCGGCUCGCCUUGCAGCAGGACUGCUCCACCAGAGCCCAGAGACGUGGGGCAGCAAGCGCUCACGCAGGUUAUCCAGCCGGCCCACUGCGUCCACAGACGGAGCGAUGACGCCUUCGGAAGGUCUCAGAGUGCAGGUCGUCUGUCUGACAUGCUGCUGAUGGCUGCCUUUGGACCAGGUGGACCCGUCGGGGACCGAGGAAGCGCAGAGAAUUUGACCUCUGAGAAAACCAUAGACAUACUGGUGCCGCCGGGCGGUGGGGGAGGUCUAGCACCUGGCUCCAUCAGCCCCACUCGGGUGGUUUUCACUGUGGGAUCUCCUCCCAGUGCCAGCAUCCCACCUCAUACCUCCAGACAGAGGAAAUACUCAGGCUCGUUCACUUCGGUCAGCCCCGCAGGUUCCUUCACAAGCCGCUAUCCCCACACAUGCACCUAUCUGGAUGGCUUUGAGGCUCCUUCCAGCCCCCGCUACGGUUUCACUGAUCCCAUCAUGGCUAACAUGGGCGGUCCUGUUACCUUUGAGGUGCCCGAGCUGCCCGAAGAGACGCUGAUGGAGCAGGAACAUACGGACACUGUGCAAAGCCUGCGCUUCACGUUGGAUUUCGCCCGCUGUCUGAUGGAGGUCGCCGGAGCCUGUGGGGUCGUGGUGUUGGGGGAGCAGGAAGACGUCUCUCAUCCGUGCCUCCUUCAGCAGCAGAGCGUGGUAGCAGAUCAGAUAAGCUCACUGAGCCGAGAGUGGAGUCAUGCAGAGCAGCUGGUCCUCUACCUUAAGACGGCAGAACUCUUGUCCACUGCCUUACACACAGCCAUGGAGCGAGUAAAACAGGGCAAACUCUACCCAUCCUCGACAGUCAAACUAAUAGUGAGGAGGCUGAACGAGCUGUACAAGUCCAGUGUGGCCUCCUGUCGCUCGCUCAGCACCCGUCUGGAGCGCUUCUUUUCCAGGAAGCACCGUUUAAUGGACCAAAUCACCUCCAUCACAGCUGAGCGGCUGCUGUUUAGCCACACUGUGCAGAUGGUUCAGACGGCUGCGCUGGACGAGAUGUUCCACCAGGGUGAAGCGUCCGUCCUGCGCUACCACAAAGCUCUCCUGCUGAUGGAGGGCCUGUCUCUGCUGCUCACUGAACAGGACGACAUCCUCAGCGUUAGCAAAUGUAAGGAGUGCAUUGAACGCCGCCUCACAGCUCUGCAGUCGGGACUCUGCGUUUGACAGUCCCACGCUGCUUCUUGAGCGUGGCCAAUAUGCCAGUCCUUUGCACCCUGCACAUUACCAACAAACCAAAUCUGCACACACACACACACAUCUCAUGGUUUUAACUUAGAAAUCAUUUUUUGUUCUAAAGAGAAAGCAGAAGGCUGGCCGUUUUUCACUUAUUCAUCAGGGCCUGUGCUCUUUAAAUUGUUCACCAUUCCACCAUCAAUUCAGUUCUGGGCGGCAACAAUGACUUUUCCCAGCACUAAAUCCAUGCCGGUGUUGGACAUGUAGCACCUAAGAAUAUCUGCUGAAAAGUGUAUAUUUGGCCAAGAAGAAGAUUCCUCUCAUCAGGCGCUACACCUGUAGGAUUGAUUAUUGCCAAGUAGUCACAUACCUUCAUACAAGAACACUAAACAUUAACAGAUAGCGUCAGAUGGACACACACCCAUUCUACAACUUUGCGGUAGGCAAAUAUAUUUACAAAAUGUGAUCUUUUACCAAGAUCAUAAGCUGGAGGGAUUUGCGUAUACUAUACAUAAAGAGAAGGGCGUGUACUGAUGACGGGCGGCAAUGUCCAAGUAUCAAUUUCAUCAAAUGUGUGUUUGUCUUAAACCCAUUGUUUGCUUUUCUGGGUUACUUUAUUUCUUGUAUGUAUCUAAUUGUUACUUGCUUGCUGAGAAGAACUUUAGAUAACAAUGCAACAGCUUGUUUGGAAGCGCAUAUUAGCACUAUUACUAAACUGUUGCCAAAUUGUGUUUUCUUCUAAAUAACUGUGUGUAACCGUGCCGGUUUGGAUUGGAGUCACUAUGCGGAUUCUAAAUUUAGGCUUAAUAUUAAGGACCACGUUCCAUCGUUGAAACCAUAGUGCAAGAUUUUAAAUGGCUUCUGGUGUUAAAGCAACAGAGAGCACACAAUCACUAGCCCACUGCUUAAUGCUAAAUAAAGCUUUUAAUUCAGCAGGCUGGUCUUUUAGCCGCCCCGGUUGGAAACAUGCUAAAUGUGCUGCAAUAACCUGGGGUGCAUUCUUCAGUCAUACAGAAGCUCGGGUGCUGGAGUUGCUGGUAAUGCCUUCACAUGAUUCCAUAUUCUGUCUGAUCAUAUGUUAAUUAAUCAAUCAUAUUAGACCUGAGCAAGUUCAAUCAAAUUUGAAUGUAGGGCUGACGGAAGAGAGACGACGUUAGUACCGCCCCAUUGUUACUAAAAUCGAGGGUUUGUCCCGUGAUUAACGUCUUAACGUUUUUGCACUGUUGAAGUACUGUAUGAGGAGAUCUCGUGUGGAACGUGUUAAACGGGUCCAGUUUUUCUAUUUACCUGUAGACAUAUGUGCCCAUUUAGGAAUUUCAAUUCCAUGCAUUUGUUGCAGUUCAUUUGGAUUAUAGUUGCUGUCAAAAGGCAAUGUGUGUUAGACGUGAGAAUGCUGACAAAGAAAUGGUAUAAGCUAUAGAGAGAUUUCUUUUGAGGGUAAAAGGAAAAUAAAAAUUGCUUUACACUGAAAAAUGAUUCGCGUUCACUGCCCUGUACGGUGUCAGAGUUAGUGGGUUGCAAUUAUUUGUUUUGAAAAGUGACCGCUCGAUUUGCAGUGAUAGUUAAAAAUGUGUAUUUUACCUAAUAUAUUUCUGUAUUGUUUAUCUUAACUGCAUACCUUCAACUCCCCUAAAUUUGGGCGGUUGGGAAGAGUAAACUUCUACUUUGGCCGCUGUCCAAGAGAAGGGUGUAAACAUGCAUCAAUGCAUGCAUGCAUGUGUGAAGUGAUGUGGUUCUAUGUAUUCUUGGAUAGUGGGGGUUGUUACGUACAGAACUAACGGCAUUGCUCUGCAACUAGAUGUGAAUGAUUGGAUUAAGACUCCAGUUGGUUGUGUGUAUGAAGUUUGAUAAAUUUCCACUAAAGAUUUGAUCCAAAGCUUUCUUUUCCCUAAGCUGUAUUUUCUUCUGCCUUUUUUAAAGUUAGAAGAAGCUAACAUGGUGACUUUGUAUGCUUCUAAGUGCAUCUUUUUGGAAGACGUUGUUUGAUGUACAGUGAGGGCUGAAGAUAGUUUAAGAGGAUAUUUUUGAAGCCACUAUAGUAGCACUGUCAGCAGAACAGAAUAGAUGAAAUAAUAUGAUAUAACCAUAUAUUAUAUUUUAUUUGCCUUUUGUCUUCUCUCCGAUAUUUCUUUUAGACAUUUUCUUCGGUAUAGCUCUACCAAAAACAUUGCGCAUGUGUACAAUAUCUGUUGGAGUGUGCAUUCCUAAUAUCAACUCAUCCGCUGCCUCUCUAUCUCUCCCACAUGCUUUUCUGUCCUGUCAGUAGUGGCGGUGUUUCAAAAAAUACAGAUAGAUAGAUAGAUGUUACCUCUUUAUAAAGCUGAUGCAUGUCUCACCUUUUAAUGUUCCAUUCAACCUUUGCUGUCUGCUAUUGGAAUGCUAAGUAUCUAUGGACGGAGUCAAAAGAUCAUUUGUGUAGCUUUUGCCAUGAUAUUAUAAAAGAACAGGGUGGUGUAUUAAGUGCAGAGUCAUGCCCUUUUCCAACAAUGUGUCUUUGGGCAAAAUACUUUUUCCCAACCAGAGUUAGGACUACUGUUCAAAGUAUCAUGCAAAGAUAAAAUGUAAUCUGUGAACUCCAAUAAUACAUUGGUCAUUUAUUUGGAUUAUUCUUUUGUAUGUUGGCUUAGAGCAUACCUGAAUGUUUUCAUUUUUUUUCUUCACUUUACUCAGUCUGGACCGAAAUAUAAAUAUUGUAAAUUAAGUUAUUGCUGUACAUUACGUGAUGCCGCAGUAAUGGAGAGAAUGGCACCACGCCACCUAUACAUUUCCAAAGAAUAGGCCUUCUUCUGAUCUUCCAUAUUGUCUCUUUCUGUUGCAAACGCAUUUUAAUGUUGUCAUAUCUAUGACAGACACUCUCUGUGUCCCUGUGUUCAAUGUAACCUUCACCAUUUGAGAGUUGCAACAUGAAUAAAGUGAAAGGAAGGUCA
Molecule: messenger RNA, 6604 nt
Organism: Pungitius pungitius (ninespine stickleback)
Lineage: Eukaryota; Metazoa; Chordata; Actinopteri; Perciformes; Gasterosteidae
Gene: ulk1b
Product: unc-51 like autophagy activating kinase 1
Exons: 27
Coding region: 624-3668 (1014 amino acids)
Biological process (GO): protein autophosphorylation; positive regulation of autophagy; autophagy of mitochondrion
Cellular component (GO): cytosol; cytoplasm; phagophore assembly site membrane
Molecular function (GO): ATP binding; protein serine/threonine kinase activity
Source: RefSeq, a predicted model, not a curated record